UAUCAUUGAAUCCACCGGAAGUGAAAUUGUAAGGUUGUGUGCGACAGCGAAAACCGAAAAUGUCAGAAAGUAAAACAUUUAGUUUAAAAGAAGUCAAGAGUCAUAACGACUCGAAAUCAACAUAUCUUGUUAUAUAUGACAAAGUGUACGAUGUGACAAAGUUUCUGGAAGAACAUCCUGGAGGUGAAGAAGUACUUCUAGAACAGGCAGGAGGUGAUGCUACCGAUGCGUUUGAAGAUGUUGGACAUUCAACAGAUGCCAGAGAAUUGAUGAAAGAUUAUUUAAUUGGUGAUAUAGUGGAGUCUGAAAGAAAGAACAGAGCUGUACAGGAAAGGUUAACUCCUGCUGCACCACAGACACAAUCAAAUGGCUGGUCAGGCUGGCUGAUACCACUUGGAAUUGCAAUAGCAGCAGCACUUGUUUAUAGAUUGGUAAUAGCACCAAGCGGCGCAUAAUGUCAUUUCCAUCUAAGUUACAAAGUAAUAUAUUGAAGACUUUUACAUGGGAUAUGAAAGCAGAGUUUUCUGUGACUUUUGGAAGGAACAUUAAUGUGAGAGACGCAGUCAAACAACUUUUGCAAAUAAUGAACAUUGUUCAGCCCUAGAAAUAUUUAUAUACAUUACAAAUUGGAAUACAUGUAUAAUGAAACAGCGUACAUUUUCAGAUGAUUAAGCUCUUUUUUUUUUUUUUUAAAGACCGUGUCAAAGCACUUAGGCUACUAAAAUAAAUAAAUGAAAUAAAAGUAUGUUUUAAUUUUUGAAAAAAUUAUAUCUCACAGUUUUUGUCACUGAUACAGAUUUUUUUUUAAUUGUGAGCUUGUUAUUCAUUUGUUUAACUCUGUAAUAAAUAAGCAUGCAUAUGAAAUGAAAGGCAAAAGUUAAUAGAUGUGUAUUAUUCCAUGUAAAUAUUUUAAUGUUUACGCAGGACCAAUAAAUCCAAUGUUCUGGUGAUUGUGCUAAAUUCCAAAACGGCUGUUGUCAGUCAAAUUUCUAAGUCAUAAAUUUAGACAGAAGUCCAGUGCUAAUUAUUAUUUAAUUUAGUAUUUACUGGUGGUGCAGACAUUUUGCUUUAAUAUUAAACAGUAUGGUAUCAUAAUUUAGCUUUAAUGUCAAGGUGAAAAGAAUGCAAUUUUACUGUCUGAAUUUUUGACUUGGAAAUAUUAUGAAUAUAAUCCAUUAUGAUUCAGUCAUAUUUUACAUGAUUCUUUUUGUUUUGAUUUUUUACACAUUUACAUUGUGUAAAUUGUUGCAUAUAAGUUGUUGCAUAUAAAAUGUAAUCAGUUAGGCUAUAUUUCACACCUAAUUAACCACUUGAAUAGGGCCCAUGGUUAUAGGAGAGAUCGCCGUGAUGUCACGCCUUAACAUACGUUUAUCUGGUGGUUGGCAAAACAAAUGUUUUCACACCGUUUGCGUAUUGAAUCAGAAUUUUUAAUUUUUAAUAACUUUUUUGCUCAUUUAUGGAUUUUCAAAAUUCAAAAAGAUUUGAAAUACUACCAAUUUUCAUAUUUUUGUGUCCAAAUAUCUUUUUUCAGUGAAUAACCGUUUUAAAUGACAUAUAAUUUUAAAAAGCGGCGUAGUGAUGUUCACAACCUUUAGAAAAACAGUGUAAGUUAAGCGUUCAUAAUUAAUCCAUUUUAUUUCGAAAUAACAAUUAAAAGUCAUCAAUAAAUUGCUUGUUUUAUAACCUUUCCUUUGAUCAAAAAAAUGUUUAUGUAAUUUGUGUUUUUAGAAAGUUUAGACCAUUAGAAAAACAUCACUGUUUACAAAAAAAAACAUGGACGAUCGACUUCUGCCCACCCGAUCACUGUCUUAUCAGUUCUAAAAAUAGAAAAUACACCUGAUUUGUAUACAAACACGAUCUCUCCUAUAAAUCUGAGUUGGAGACAAGUCCCGAUACACCAACAAUAUUUCAGAGCAUAACUUUGAAAUUGACCAAUGGCAAGGCCGCAUUCACGGUCUGGUUUCAAAACUCAAUUUAUAACCUGUGAACCAGUCUUACAUUGUGAUAGAAAUAAAAUAUUAUGUGAAAAAAAAAGUUGUUCUUGUCUAGUGUCAACCUUAAAGAAUGCCUGUUAAAUGUUGAUAUUUUUGAUUAAAUAUACAAAAAUAUUCUUUGGAAGCCUACGACACAAACAUACAAAAAAGGAAUUAAAUUAUGGGGAGUUGAAUAUUUAACGUUUGUAACCUUACUUUCAGUCCCAAUACGUUGAUGGUUUUUGACUAAGUAAUAUGACAUCUAUCUGCUGUUACAUUCUUCCAAUUUAAAAGUACUCUGCUUUAGAAAAAAUAGCUAUCAUUAACAAGUAACCAGAUACUUGUAGGCAAGUUUUGGAAGUUUCUGCAUGGACUUUGCUUUUUAAUAAAUAUUUUGUAGAUUAGCUUGUCAGUAUUACAGUUUACAACCAUGCUUGUAAUUUUAUGACCUUCAAAAAACCUGAAACCAUUUUUAUAAUGUGAAAGUGUUGAGAAUCCGUAAAUUUGUCUGUGAAAAUAUUUUGAAUUUUUUCUGAUUUCUCUAUGAAAUUUCUGGAAGUGUUGAAAGAAAAAAUCAGAACAUUUCAGUGCAGUUGUAGAUAUUUUUCAGUAUUUUCAUAAAACAUCUUUAGUGUUUUACAAACCUUGAAAGUUGAAACAUCUUUGAAAAGAAGAUCGUUUGAAUGUCCCAAUGAAGUAUUGAAGAAUGGCUGGUGUUUAUAUGAUGUUGUUAACUGCAGUUGUGAUUUAUUUAUGUUUUAAAGGAAUACCAUAUACAUGAAUUUGUUAAUGGAUACAUAUACUAGUUAGAUAUGACAUUAAAUAAUGAUCUUUGAUAAAGAUCAUAAGAACAGA
Messenger RNA from Mercenaria mercenaria, 2828 nucleotides. RefSeq names its product cytochrome b5-like. NCBI's taxonomy places the organism in Eukaryota, Metazoa, Mollusca, Bivalvia, Venerida, Veneridae. The transcript is spliced from 6 exons. Gene Ontology annotation, cellular component: intracellular membrane-bounded organelle; membrane. Bases 60 to 455 code for a protein of 131 amino acids. The record is from RefSeq and is a predicted model, not a curated record. Gene Ontology annotation, molecular function: heme binding.